This is a messenger RNA of Fomitopsis serialis, 1650 nucleotides long. Its product is annotated as glycosyltransferase family 21 protein. Gene Ontology annotation, biological process: glucosylceramide biosynthetic process. Gene Ontology annotation, cellular component: membrane. Lineage: Eukaryota; Fungi; Basidiomycota; Agaricomycetes; Polyporales; Fomitopsidaceae. The transcript has 5 exons. The record is from RefSeq and is a predicted model, not a curated record. Bases 44 to 1324 code for a protein of 426 amino acids. Gene Ontology annotation, molecular function: ceramide glucosyltransferase activity.
UCCACCCCUACGCAGCCUUGCAUUGGCCUUGCAUGUCCUGCCGAUGCCCACCGCAGCCAUGAAUCCCGCCGGCAGCUACGGUACGCUCAAGCUCUGCCUCGCCUGGGUCAGCGUCGUUUGGUACAUUUCCCUCCUGUCCUUGGGUCUCCUUGGCUGUCGUGCUGCGUACGAACCGACGACCGUCUUGCUCGCAUCCGCAGAUGCGUCUUCCGUGCCUGGUGUAUCCAUCUUACGACCGCUGAAAGGCCUCGACACGAACUUGUACGAAAACCUGGAAUCCACAUUUACUCAAGACUAUCCGAACUACGAGAUCUUCCUCUGCGUGGCAGAUGAAAAUGAUCAAGCUCUUCCCAUCGUUCGCGAUCUCAUGGCGAAGUAUCCGAAUGUGAACGCUCAUCUAAUGAUAGGCGAAGAGAACGUAGGAGUUAACCCUAAGAUCAACAAUCUCAUGCGUUCUUACCGAGCUGCGGCGAAUGAUAUCCUCUGGGUGCUCGACUCCAAUGUCAUGGUUGCUUCAGGCACCCUGGCUCACUCAGUGGAAGCCCUCGACGGCCCAGCUGACCUCCCAUCGUCGCGCCGACGAAUCGCUCUGGUGCACCACGUACCAUUCGCUUGGUCAAGCGAGUACGCGCUGGGAUCCCACAUCGAGGAAGCCUUUCUCAACACAAAUCACGCUAAGAUGUACGUCGCCAUCAACACUGUCGCCAUUGACAGCUGCGUCAUGGGCAAAUCAAACCUCUACCGUCGCUCGGAUCUAGAACGCGUGGAUGGUUCACUGAAACCCAUCGCUGACGCGGCGGAAGGGGGCAGUCAACCAGGGCCGAAGGGUCUUGCUGCGUUCGGCCGCUUCCUCGCUGAAGACAAUAUGAUUGCCGCCGCCCUAUGGCACGAGCUCGGGUUGCGGCAUGAUCUGUCGUGCGACGUAGCAAGGAACGCGGUGGGCAAUAUGAGUCUGCCUGACUACAUAUGGCGCCGUGUCCGGUGGAUACGGGUUCGGAAGCAUAUGGUACUUGCCGCAACCUUGCUGGAACCAUUCACGGAGGGCGUCAUGGCCGGCUGCCUCGCUGCAAUAGGCUUACACUACCUAUUCGGAACUACUCCUUGGCUAUUCCUUCCCCUUCACUUCGCCUGUACCACUGCGAUCUCGGUUGGCGUUCAUCGGCGCAUGGGCUUUCGGGAGUUGCUGGCCUUUCCAAUAUGGGCGUUUGCUAUUGUCGGAAGCGAAGUGGAGUGGAGGGGCCGGCGGUACCAAGUGUUGAGGAAUGGGAGGUCAAGAGGGCACAGAGCGGAGGCAAGGGUCCUCUGGGGUGGUUUGGUAUGCUAGGCCUUCUGUGAAGUUGCACCGUUUGAAUUUCUCCACUAUCCGCCAGUCGUGAGCAGGUACAUGGAUACGAACAGUAAUAAUGAGGGUUUGACUCCGGAUUUGCGUUUCGUCGAUCACUGACUAUUGAAAUGGUUGUGUUGUAGCGAGCGCAUGGCGCAGAAAAGAAUACGUUGGUUGCGCGGACUUGGGCACCGCCAAGUACUCGUCCGAGUCGUCAUGGCUCUACUACUUACCAAACUAGGUAAACUCCGGGCGUCAAAGCCUUUGGACAAUACGCCCAAAUAGCACCUCGCCCAUCCACGUGAGCUGGUACUCCAUAUACAGCC